Iphiclides podalirius (scarce swallowtail) is the source of this 447-nucleotide messenger RNA. The record is from the annotation of a GenBank genome assembly. NCBI's taxonomy places the organism in Eukaryota, Metazoa, Arthropoda, Insecta, Lepidoptera, Papilionidae.
AUGGCGGACCAGCUCACAGAGGAACAGAUCGCCGAAUUCAAAGAGGCGUUCUCGCUGUUCGACAAGGACGGCGACGGCACCAUCACCACCAAGGAGCUGGGCACCGUGAUGCGCUCCCUCGGACAGAACCCCACCGAGGCCGAGCUGCAGGACAUGAUCAACGAGGUGGACGCGGACGGCAACGGCACGAUAGACUUCCCCGAGUUCCUCACGAUGAUGGCGCGCAAGAUGAAGGACACCGACAGCGAGGAGGAAAUCCGCGAGGCGUUCCGCGUGUUUGACAAGGACGGCAACGGGUUCAUAUCCGCCGCGGAGCUCCGCCACGUGAUGACCAACCUCGGCGAGAAGCUGACGGACGAGGAGGUCGACGAGAUGAUCCGCGAGGCGGAUAUCGACGGCGACGGCCAGGUCAAUUACGAGGAAUUCGUCACCAUGAUGACGUCGAAG